This is a messenger RNA of Kluyveromyces lactis, 2826 nucleotides long. RefSeq names its product transcription regulator CYC8 (gene CYC8). The transcript has a single exon. Gene Ontology annotation, molecular function: chromatin DNA binding; RNA polymerase II cis-regulatory region sequence-specific DNA binding; protein binding. Gene Ontology annotation, biological process: regulation of gene expression. The record is from RefSeq and is a predicted model, not a curated record. Bases 1 to 2826 code for a protein of 941 amino acids. NCBI's taxonomy places the organism in Eukaryota, Fungi, Ascomycota, Saccharomycetes, Saccharomycetales, Saccharomycetaceae.
AUGCUGAACGCAAUUUCAGGUCCAGCAAUGGCAGUCUCGUUACAACAACAGCAACAGCAACAACAACAACAGCAACAGCAGCAACAGCAACAUGGAUUAUUGGGACACCAACAUCAGCAGGGCAUGUUGCAAGGGUUACCACAUACCAUGAAUGGUGCGGUUGCUGCUUCUCAAUUAGCAAUGCAACAACCAGGCCAAGCGUCAGAAUAUGGCAAUGAACAGGUACCAGGACAAAGUCAGUUGCCGAUAGAGGUACGUCCUCAGGAUUUGUUGCCGGUUAAACAGCCUUUGAAGCCUCUAGAUCCGUUGUCUCAGUCCACAGCAGAGACCUGGCUGUCCAUUGCAUCUCUGGCAGAGACUUUGGGCGAUGCUGAUCUGGCUGCAAUGGCAUAUGAUGCGACUUUACAACAUAACCCAUCGUCGACAAACGCAUUGACAUCGUUAGCUCAUCUAUAUAGGUCUCGUGAUAUGUUCCAAAGAGCUGCAGAGCUUUACCAAAGAGCUCUUUCUGCGAACCCAGAGCUGGGCGAUAUAUGGGCUACUCUUGGCCAUUGUUAUCUAAUGCUUGAUGAAUUACAAAACGCAUAUGCAGCUUAUCAACAAGCCCUUUAUCAUCUAUCAAACCCAAACAUACCGAAACUAUGGCAUGGAAUAGGUAUUCUAUACGACCGUUAUGGAUCUUUGGAUUACGCAGAGGAAGCAUUUGCCAAGGUUUUGGAACUUGACCCACAAUUCGAAAAGGCAAAUGAAAUUUAUUUCAGGUUGGGUAUCAUUUACAAACAUCAGGGGAAAUGGAAUCAAGCCUUGGAAUGCUUCCGUUAUAUCCUGCCUCAACCUCCUGCUCCGUUACAAGAAUGGGAUGUCUGGUUCCAAUUGGGUAGUGUUUUAGAGUCAAUGGGUGAAUGGCAGGGAGCUAGGGACGCGUAUGAACAUAUCAUAUCACAGAACGACCGCCAUGCAAAAGUCUUACAACAGCUCGGUUGCCUAUACGGUAUGAAUAAUGUAUCAUUUUAUGACCCACAGAAGGCUCUAAAUUUACUUCUCAAAUCUUUGGAAAUCGAUUCUACUGAUGCUACUUCGUGGUACCAUUUGGGUAGAAUUCAUAUGAUCAGAAAUGAUUACACCUCUGCAUAUGAUGCCUUCCAACAAGCCGUUAACCGCGACUCAAGAAACCCAACAUUCUGGUGUUCCAUAGGUGUAUUAUACUACCAGAUUGCUCAAUAUCGUGACGCCCUAGACGCUUACACCAGAGCAAUCAGAUUGAAUCCUUAUAUCAGUGAAGUGUGGUACGAUUUAGGUACUCUAUAUGAAACUUGCAACAAUCAGGUCAAUGAUGCAUUGGAUGCAUACAAACAGGCUGCAAGGUUGGACCCUAACAACGUUCAUAUUAGGGAAAGGUUAGACGCCCUCACUGCUCAAAUAAUGAAUCAACACCAAUCGGGCGAACAGCAACAACAGCAACAACAGCAACAGCAACAACAGCAACAACAGCAACAACAGCAACAGCAACAGCAACAGCAACAGCAGCAACAACAGAAGAUUGAAUACAAUCAGCAGCCUGCUCUUCCUUUACCAUCUCAAUUACAGCAACCCCAACAACCAAACCAACAGCCACAACAACCAGUGAUGUUACAACCAAUGCUGCAAAACAACACACAAAUGUUCAAUCCUCUGAAUGACAAGCAACAAAAUGGCCAGGAGCAACAAUAUGCUGUCCAACAGUUCCAACAACAGCAACCUAUUCAGCACACUAAUAUGCCACCGGUUCUUCAAAGAGUUGAUCAGCAGCAUCCACAAGUUGUGCAGCUACUGCAUCAACAGCAACAACAAGACCACGAACAUCCACAACAAUAUCAGCAAUCCCUGCAAACUCAACAACAACUACCACCACCACAAACCCAGCAGGUGCAACAAGGACAGCAAGGACAGCAAGGGCAGCAAGGACAGCAAGGAUACCAAAAUGGACAGGAACAAUCGCUUCAAAAUACCACACAAGCCUCCCAGGUCACACAAGCUCAACAAAUCCCUCCGCCACCCCAAGUGCAACAAACCAUUCCUCAAAAGAGACCUUUGGAGGGGGGAAUGGAUACAUUGUUCAACGCUAUCUCACAACAAGAGCAGGAGCAACAGAAGCAAAAGGAGGCGGAACAGCAGCAAACGACAGCACCACAAGUCACGACACCCCAAGUUACGAACACCGUACAUAGUACACCUUCCGAGCCAAAAGUCGAACCUAAUGAUAACAACCUUGGCAUCGUCAACGAUACAAACAGCACCAUUGCACCAGCUACGCAAAAUGCUGACACAACUACCAUCGUACCAGCAGAAGGAAAGCAAGAGUCUGUACAAGUUACUGAGGCUGAGGGACAGCAACCACAAGAAUCUCAGGCACCUGCUGGUGAACCUGAAGCACCAACCUCAGAAGCUAACGUUGUUGAAAACACAAGUGCCACCGAGAAUCAUAAUGGAGCAGAACCUGCAGUAGCUAAACCUGAGAUAACGGAGCAACACGCCAUUGACACUCCUGCUGCAAAUAACCUACUCAAAGAUGGCUUCUCUGACAGUCAACAAAAGAUUAAUGGAGCCCAGAAUAAAGAUGCCUCCUCUGAAACUGUCGUUGAGCCUGUUACGAAGAAACAAAAACUGGAUACGGAAGAAACCGUAAUCAAGCCAAGUGCUGAUGCAAUUGAAAGCAUAAAGGAGCAGGAGAAGAUUCGCCAAGAGGAGGAGAAUGAAACUCUGGAAAAAGUCGAAAAGAGUGCGGAAUCCAUUCCAAAGGAAAAAGUUGUGAGACAAGUCGAAGAAGACGAUGAUUAUGACGAUUGA